UGAAAGAAUUUGAAAUUCUUUUCUGAGGUAGCUUCUCCCGAAACCCUUCAUUCUGUGGCUCCUUCAUUCUCUGGCUCUUUCAUUCUCUUGCAACAACUUCUUUCAAAAUCCUUCGUUCUCUCUCUUGCAACAGCUUCUGCCGGAAACCUCCACACUUGUUCAGCUGCCGGCGGUGGUUUCUGGUGACUGCAUCGGUGGUUUCUGGUGACUGCAUCGGAAAGGAAGAAGAAAAAGAAGGUGAUUGUGUUAGGAUUUUGAUAGGUUCUCUCUCGAUCCUUCAUUCUUGCUAAGUUUUUCACUCUUCUCUUUCUCUUGCAACAGUUUCGUUUCUCCCUCUGCAUUAUUCCGAAAAAGGUGCCGAUCACAAGGAAGAGAAAUGGAAUCAAGCAAUGUGAAGAACAAGUCAGGUGGAAAAAGAAAGAUGUCUAGUGAGGACACAAGAAGUUACUUCGCAUGGAACUUGGAAAUGGAACGUGUGCUAGCUGAUGUGCUUAGAGAUCAAAGAAAUUUGGGCAAUAAAGGUGAUGGAAAUUGGAAAGCAGUAGCAUACAGUACUGCAGCUCAAAUUUUGUCCAAGCGUUUUGGAGUUCACCUCAUGGCAGAUAAUGUUAAGAAUCGUUUUAAGCUUUGGAGAACAUGGUAUGGAAUUGUGAGUGACAUUCUUAGUCAAAGUGGAUUUGACUGGGAUAGCACAAAGUACAUGAUUACCGUUGAAAAUGAAAUUGCAUGGAAUGAAUAUGUUAAGUCACAUGAAGAGGCCAAACGAUUUCGAUUCAAAGUCAUUCCUAAUUGGGAUGAUAUUGUUGACCUAUGUGCAAAGGAUAGAGCUACUGGACUCGGAGCAGAAAAUGCAUUAGAUGCAGAUGAUAUCAUGAGCAAAGAAACAAAUGAAGAGGAAGCAAUUCAUAGUGUGAGUUUUGACUUAGAGGGAUCAAGUUCUGCCACGAGAAAAAACAUUCGCCCAAGUAAGAGUGGAGAGAAAGAAGGGAUGAUUUCCUCAAUGAAAGAAGUAGCCGAGUCAUUGAAAGAAUUUGUUGAAGUGACUAAGAAGAAGAUGGAGAACAAAAAAAAGAUGGAGAUAAAAGAAGCUCAAGAAGUGGUACAUGAAGUGGUGAGUGAGCUAGAUAAUAUACCUAAUUUUAAUGGUGCACUUAGACAUAGAGCAAUUGAUUGGUUGACAGAAAAUCCCAUUAAGUUUGCGAUUAUAAAAGCUCUUCCAUUGGAUGAGAAAGAGGAUUACAUCUUAUCUUUUAUGCCUUGAUGUCAAAUUACAGGUACGUUUGAUAUCAUGACAAGUAUGUUGAUGUUGUAUAAUUAUGUUUUACAUUUAUAUCUUUCAUUUUAUAUAACAAAUUAUGUUUUAA
This is a messenger RNA of Glycine soja, 1364 nucleotides long. RefSeq lists its product as uncharacterized. The transcript has 3 exons. Lineage: Eukaryota; Viridiplantae; Streptophyta; Magnoliopsida; Fabales; Fabaceae. The record is from RefSeq and is a predicted model, not a curated record. Bases 377 to 1261 code for a protein of 294 amino acids.